AAGUCAAGGAGAAAGAAUGAGAGAAAAAAAGAAGGGAAAAUCAGCCGACGUCGAGCGAUUUCCGCAAGUCACGAAAUCGGACAACACUUAAAUGCGUUACUUUCGACGCGGCGGCCCCGUACAGGCCGUAGGACACAGUCGAGUCGCGGUCGAGGAAGCGUCAGCAUUCGCGGAUCGGGAGAUUGAGCGCCCGGUACAUAGGUCACGUUCCCACCGCCGCUGAUAUGACUACGUUGCGCUGGGUGUCCGCCGCAGUGAACGACAGGACGCUGAAAAGGUCAGGUGAUCCUGUCAUGAGCGAGACGAGCCUGCGUCAGAUGCGAGCCCAGCAGCAGCAGCAGUACUUCCAGCAGAGGAAUCAGCAGACACAAGCCAUGCGCAAACUCGAGGUGACGGAGAUGAAGACGGUGAAGUGGGCGAUGUCCCUGGCGGUGGUGAGGGAGAUGUACCGCACCUUCGCCGAGAAGCUGCCGCAGGUGAAGAAGAUUCCCAUCGUCGGCUGGAUGGUCGUCCUGACGGAGAUGGUCUUCGUGUGGUGGUGGACUUUCCUGCACAACCUGCCGUGGCCUGCCCUCCUGCUGGACCUGCUGGCGACGGGGGAUUCCUUCACCUUCAGGAUUCUGGAUUUCCUGCAACAGAGGCUGGAGUGGUGGACAGACGCGUGGGGUGUGCGUUUCAUGUGGCUUCGUGAGAGCGUAGAGAUCAGCGUGGACAAAGGGAUCACUGUGUUGGACGUUUACUUCGGGAGACUUCAGGAUUGGGCCUUGUACUUGCUCGAUGCCCUGUUGACUCCUGUCAGAUAUGCCUUCAAGUUGGCUGACAGCUACUCUCAGUCAGUGGCCUUCAGACAGACGGUGCUGUCGCUGAAGGAAGACGGAGAGAGACGGGCGCCCAAGAAGACUUUCGAGACUGAGGACGAGGAGGACACCGAGGGCUGGGCGGAGGAGGACUACCUCUCCGACCACAGCGCGUCGGGCUCCAGGAGGGCCGCCAGGAAAGACAAACAAGGCCUCCCUUGCUCCAGAGCCAAUAUGACCCCCGAGGAGAAGCUAAGAGCCGCAACGUACCAGCGAGUCAGACGGGAAAUAAGACUCAUGAGGAAACAUUCCGUCAGGUUCUCCAGAGGAAUCGUCACCUACGCCAGACAAAUGGUGGAGCCGCGCAUUCUCCCGUUCGCAGAAUCUUUCCAGGAUUCCUGUCUAAGAUGGGCAAAGGAGCACGGGAUUCUGGAUCUGACGGAGGAGCUGACGGAGCGGAUGAAAGGAAGAUCCUUCCCAGGGAAGAUUCUCACUCUCGCUCGAACUCUCUGCGCCGCCUUCCUCGCCUUUUUACUUCGUCUAACGAGAGGAAAGAGGAUCAAGCGAACUCGUUCGAUGCGAACGGAGAGUCUUCGCCGUCGGGCUCAAAGUAUGACCUGCGGCACCAGCCCGCUUCCCCUAAGCCCAUCGGCUCUCCAGCAAUCGUCCGAGCCAGCGCCGGUUCCCCAACUGGAAGUCCCAGUGACUCUCCAGCAGGCAGCCCUGAAAGAAGAAGAAGAGGAUUUGGACGCUUCUCAAGCAAAAGACAGCGCUCUCGGAAGUGAGGACAACCACUCCGACGUGCCCGACAGCGACCACGCCUUCUCGCCCAUCGAGGAAUCUGAGGAGCACGACAGCGAAGCCAAGACGCCGCCGGCGACCCGGACCCCGGCAGGAGUCGAGUCCGGCCUCUCGGAGGACGGGAGGCCGCCCGCCGCCGUCGAGGCCCAGAAGCCCGCUAGGCAAAGGACACCCAAUAAAGGUGGUUCUAAGAAAAAAGUGACGAUCCAGUAGACUGACUGUGUACGUCAGUAUUGUAUGCUGCUUCAAGGAAGGCUGUGGACAGUAUGUAAAGAAGUAUAUGCUUUUGUAGUAUUAGUAUUUUGUUACUUUGCAUUUCGUGUUACCGAGAGUAUUUCGCUAAUGAUGAAUGUUAGUUGUCGUCCGCGCAUGUAUGUUUCCCGAGACUCUCUUCAUCAACCGUUCGUGAGCCAGCCAGCUCUGCCCAGAACUACGACUACGAGAAACUAAUAAACCAAUCUGAUCUUUUAUUUAAGAAAAAAAUAAAUCUCGUCCCUUGUUUUCGUUCAAGUAAACACGAAAACCGCUUGGAACCAUUUUUUUUUUU
Penaeus indicus is the source of this 2145-nucleotide messenger RNA. RefSeq lists its product as uncharacterized. Lineage: Eukaryota; Metazoa; Arthropoda; Malacostraca; Decapoda; Penaeidae. The transcript has 9 exons. The record is from RefSeq and is a predicted model, not a curated record. The coding region runs from base 225 to 1811 and encodes 528 amino acids.